Messenger RNA from Cuscuta campestris, 1365 nucleotides. Lineage: Eukaryota; Viridiplantae; Streptophyta; Magnoliopsida; Solanales; Convolvulaceae. The record is from the annotation of a GenBank genome assembly.
GUAUCCCCCCUCCCCUCGCUCUCUCUCUCUCUCUCACACACAACCAUAUUUAUACUUUAAACGGAGUGGGCAUAUAAUAUUAUGUCAAUGAAAAUAUCAAUUGCUCAUUGAAUCAUUAUGGAACAGCUUGUGAAUUUCGUUAUAAGACCACCCAGAGCUGAGUAUGACCCAAAGAAUGAUUUGCUAGAUGAAGAAUUCAUGCUAAAAGGGAAGUGGUUCCAACGGAAAGAUUUGGAGGUUAAAAACAUUAGGGGUGAUACCCUGAAAUGUAGCCAUUACAUGCCUAUCAUAUAUCUUGAAGAAAAGCCACUUCCGUGUGUAAUCUACUGUCAUGGAAACAGUGGUUGUAGAGCAGAUGCCAGCGAAGCUGCUAUUAUAUUAUUGCCAUUAAAUAUUACUGUAUUCACCCUUGACUUCUCUGGAUCUGGACUGUCUGAUGGAGAGCAUGUUACUUUGGGAUGGAAUGAAAGGGAUGACCUUAAAGCUGUUGUUGAAUACCUACGGCAAGAUGGAAAUGUUUCUUUAAUUGGUUUGUGGGGUAGAUCAAUGGGUGCUGUUACAAGCUUGAUGUAUGGAGCUGAUGAUCCUUCUAUAGCCGGCAUGGUUUUGGACAGCCCUUUCUCUGAUUUGGUUCAUUUGAUGAUGGAACUUGUUGACACCUACAAAAUACGGCUCCCCAAGUUCACAGUUAAGUUUGCCAUUCAAUACAUGAGGAAAGCAGUUCUUAAGAAGGCAAAGUUUGACAUAACAUUGUUGAACACUAUCAAGGUUGCAAAAACUUGUUUUGUGCCUGUCUUGAUUGGUCAUGCUUGUGAUGAUGAUUUUAUACGACCACAUCAUUCUGAUCGUGUGUUUGAAGCAUAUAUGGGGGACAAGAAUAUUAUCAAAUUUGAGGGUGAUCACAACUCUCCACGCCCACAGUUCUAUUUUGAUUCUAUUAGUAUCUUUUUCAACAAUGUUUUACAGCCUCCUGAUGACGAAUUAGGGAAUACAUAUUUCGAUGCGUCACUAAACUUUUUUGGCAAGAGUAGUCGGAGUAGCAUGCAUGAAGUAGGAUCUCCUGAGGAUGUUUCAACAACCACUGUAGGUGCAGCGGAGAGGAGCACCGAGGAUUGCAUUAAGCACCUUCGCUCCAAAAGGCCUAUGAGUAAGACAGAGGUACCGGCAAACAUUGGUUCAAAGGAUAAACAAUAUGAAGACAAGGUGUUCUCUCUAGCUUCACAUUUUUCUUUUUAGCGAAACUAUUCCUUUUGUUCAUAUUGAUUUUCAACAUAUAAUUUUGAAGACUAUUACAAUGUUUUUAUAUGGAUAAAACAAUGGAGGACAUUAAUAUAUGUUCAUAUACCAAGCAGGAGCAUGAGAAAU